AUGUUCAUUGAACUGGAUUGUCCUGCCAGUGUCAGAAAGCAAUUGGGGAAGCUGUUUGCAGAAUCUCUGAAAGUAACUGUGCCCAGUGAACCUGAUGUUGUGCCUUUAAUUGAUGCAUGUGUUGCCAAAAAUGGUGUAAAACAUGCUGAUUAUCAAUGUAACAACGCAAUGAGUCUUUUUGCUAAGAUUAAAGGGAAGCAAACGGAAUUCAAGAAUCCCCGUUCACUUGGAGAGGGCAUUAUGAAAAAUCUCCCUCCAUCAGAAAUGAUAGAAUCGUGUUCUGUUGCUGGUCCUGGAUUUGUGAAUAUUGUCUUAUCAAAGAAGUGGAUAGCACAGAGCGUACAACAGGUGCUUACUGAUGGUAUUGAUUCCUGGGCACCUCGACUUCCGGUCAAGAGGGUUAUGGUUGACUUUUCCUCUCCCAAUAUAGCAAAAGAAAUGCAUGUUGGUCACUUGAGGUCAACAAUUAUUGGGGACACAUUGGCACGGAUGCUUGAAUAUUGCAAGGCAGAAAGUCUUAUCCGCCGAAAUCAUAUCGGUGACUGGGGCACUCAGUUCGGGAUGCUGAUCGCAUUUCUCUUUGAGAAGUUUCCGAACCCAGAAGAAGUUAAAGAAUCUGAUAUCGGAGAUCUACAGGCAUUCUAUAAGGCCUCAAAAUUGAGGUUUGAUAGUGAUCCUGAUUUUAAGCUCAAUGCGCAGCAGUCAGUGGUCAAGCUCCAGGGAGGGGAUCCCAAGUAUCUCACAGCAUGGCAGCAAAUUUGCGAAAUCAGUAGGACUGAAUUUAACAAGGUCUAUCAACGCCUUGGAGUUCAUUUGGAGGAAAUGGCAGAGAGCUUCUUUAAUCCGUUAAUCCCUCCAACUUUGGAGAAACUGGAGAAAUUAGGGCUUAUUGAAGACAGUGAAGGGGCUCGUGUGAUAUUUGUUGAGGGUGUAGACAUACCACUAAUUGCUGUGAAAAGAGAUGGCGGCUUCAACUACUUUACAACCGAUCUAGCAUCACUAUGGUAUCGUCUGAAUGUCGAAAAGCUUGAUUGGAAUAUAUAUGUUACAGAUGUUGGUCAGGCGCAACAUUUUGACAUGCUUUUUAAGGCCUUUAAACGUGCUGGGUGGCUUCCAAAGGAUUCAAAUGAAUAUCCAAAAUGCACUCAUGUAGGUUUUGGUCUUGUUCUUGGUGAUGAUGGAAAACGAUUUCGGACUCGCAGCAGCGAGGUCGUUCGACUGGUUGAUUUACUUGAUGAAGCUAAAAGGCGCUGUAAAGUUGCCCUUCUUGAACGUGAUAAUGCUAAAGAAUGGACAGAGAAAGAGAUUGAGAAAACAUCAGAGGCAAUUGGAUAUGGGGCUGUUAAAUACGCUGACUUGAAGAUCAAUAGAUUGACAAAUUACACUUUCAACUUUGAUCAGAUGCUUAAUGAUAAGGGAAAUACUGCUGUUUAUUUGCUGUAUGCACAUGCUAGGAUCUGUUCCAUUAUCAGGAAAUCUGGUAAAGACAUAGAAGAGCUAAAAAAGAAUGGGAAUUUGGUGUUGGAUCAUGAAGACGAGCGUACGUUGGGUCUUCAUUUGCUACAAUUUACUGAGGUUUUUGUGGAGUCAUGCGCAAAUCUGUUACCAAACGUAUUAUGUGAAUACCUAUAUAAUUUGUCCGAGAUCUUCACAAAGAAAUUUUAUUCUAAUUGUCAGGUUGUUGGGUCACCUGAGGAAACCAGCAGACUUUUGUUAUGUGAAGCAACACUUGUUGUGAUGAGACACUGCUUCUAUCUCCUCGGAAUUGAACCGGUUUACAAGUUAUGA
Messenger RNA from Vicia faba (fava bean), 1788 nucleotides. Lineage: Eukaryota; Viridiplantae; Streptophyta; Magnoliopsida; Fabales; Fabaceae. The record is from the annotation of a GenBank genome assembly.